Messenger RNA from Ectocarpus sp. CCAP 1310/34, 9615 nucleotides. NCBI's taxonomy places the organism in Eukaryota, Phaeophyceae, Ectocarpales, Ectocarpaceae. The record is from the annotation of a GenBank genome assembly.
AUGAGUCAUGGGGGUGUUAGCCUGAGUGACGAGAAAGACGGCGGUGUUCUGAACCUGUCGGCGACAUCAACAGCGGGAGGAGAUGCCAGGACCAGCGUCGCUUUCGACUACACGGCGGAAUCGCUCGCGUGCCACGACAGCCCUUCGGGCACGUGCGGCUUCUUGUACACGGCACCGUCGCCGUCGUCGACUGCAUCGUCGUGCUCUGUCCGGCUCAUUGCAGAUUCAGGAGGCCGCACAAGUGGGAGUAGAAACAAUGGUUCGCUCGUCAGUGCGGCGAGAUCUCCCUCCGUUGUCGGAAAAGGCCAGAGCUUGGAGUGGGGCGGCGGCGGCGGCAGCAGCAGCACGAACGGUGGCAGCACGAGCAGUACUCCGAUUAGACAGCAGCCAGAGCCCGCCGUGGGAGGACAGGUAUUCCCUGCAACGACAGCUGUUGCUGUUGGUGCUGCCUGCACUGCGUCUAGUCCAGCCUUUCGGCGGUCGGCGAUACGACGUGAGCAACAACCUGCAGUCCCGCCGCGGCCGGCAGCACUCGCCGACACGCCACGAGACACUCCGACGGCCGACGGGGCGCUGCUCUGCCGUGCGCCUAGUGUCUUCGGCAAGAAGCCCAACGCGGAAGUGUUGACGCCGCCAACGGUAGUAGGGGGGGCGAGAGCGGGGGUGGCGGCAGGCGGCGGCGGCAGCGAUGGCCUGUUCGUCGCCCUCCUGGACAACAUCAGCCUGUCUCAGAUCUUGCCUUCCCAAGGGACUCAGGGAGGGACAGCAGGGACUCAGGAAGAGUCUAGGCUCGGACUCCUCGGGAGCCUGGCGCUUCGAGACUCGGAGGAGGACGACGCGGACCUGAAUGUCGGCGAACACGACGCCGCUAGCAGAUUAACACCUACCGUUCACUGCUCUCCCGACGGCGAGUCUCGCGACAAACAGCAGAAGCACCACCGGCAGCAGUCGCUGACACCGCAGCAUCCGUGCUUGGCAGAAGCCGAAACCUUUGGAAAGAUUGGCCCCGCUCUGACGCCCGCGGCAAGAGCGGACGCUGACUCUUCCUCUGUUUCUCCCCUCCUCCUACUCCUCCCUCCGGCCUGUCCGAUUGCUACCAACCCUGGUCCCGCCGCUUCGAUGGUGGCUACCUCCUCCGCGUACGCAGCGGCGAAGGACACCGGCGAUUGCGUGGAAACGGCGCCGUCCGAGAGACACGCCGCCGAAGCCCUGCGGACGGCAGCUGCGUCGCCGCUGCUUCGCGUAACAUCUCCGGCGCAACAGAGGCGGUCGGACGCGGGGUUGUCCUCAACCCUAGGCUCAUUGAACGCUCCGAGUGCUGCUGUGGCUGCGGCAGCGGGGGCUGCAGUCGCAGACGAGGGUGACGCGCAGCAUGCGGCGGCCGCGGGGGCCGCGGCCGCGGCGGCUGAUGGCGAGGUUUCGAGCGAGAAAGAUCUAGCAGCAGGCGGUGGAGAUGCGUCCGCUGGGUUGAAAAGCUGCGGAGCAGCCGGAGUGGCGGUGGCGGGGCGUGAAGUGACGGGGGGUGGCGUGGAUGGGAAUGGGCGCGAGGACAGCCCCGCGGUUUCUACGGUGUCGUCUUUCAACCUCGACUUAUCGUUGACGCCCGAGUGCGGAAGAACGGCUGCCGCGGGGGCGACCAAGCCUCCUCCGGCCCAACCAUCGGUCCGAGACAGCACCGACUCCUGCUUGUCUAGCCUUUGCUUGGACCUGCCAUCCUCCGUCCCACCGAGCAGCAGCAAGAGGGACUCAGCGGCGCAUACCAUGUCCCCGCCCUCGGGGGGGCUCAUGGGUCAGACCGCCGCCGCUGCCGCUGCCGCCCCCCAACCCCGAGAGGACUCCGGCGCGCAGAGUCGGAGCGGGGGCACUAGGGGUGGCAACAUCGGUAGCUGCAGCAGCCACGGCAGGAACAGCGUAGCCGAGAGCGAUAGCCCCUGGUCCCUCAGAGCGCUGUCGUCAGAGGAGCUAUCCCCCGUCAGCCCUUACCAGGGGGGCCGUUGCUCGCCGGCUGCUGCCCCCACCAGUGUACCACCGGGUCCACCCUCAUCGACUCGCAAGUCUGUCGGUGCCAUCGAAGAAGAAGGCGGUAGGGCGAGAGGCGGCCAGGAGGGCAUGCAGAGAGCGGCAGCCGCAAUCCAGCUCGUUGAUCGUGACGAUCACGCUGGCGGCAGUGCUCCCAGGAGGAACAGGGCAGGGGACCGGCGUCGAGCGGGGCGGUUAUGCGCUUCAACGGUCUCGGGGGAGACGCCGGGAGGCGGUCAUGAGAAAGGGGUUGCGUCCUGCUCACGUCCUCGCGAGGGAGGUGUUCCGUGCACCGCCGGGGGAAGCGCACCAGCGCUAGCAGCACAGGGAGCAAUAGGAGGAGAGGGAAAGCUGCCGGAGCCGGGGGCCGACGAGGAGGACGAGGAGGAGACGGAGGACGUGUCGCCGAACACCACUGCCGCCGCCGCCGCCGCCGCUGCCGUCGUUGCUACGCCUCGCGCAGAUAGUUGCCUCGCCGGCUCGGACGCCGUUAAGGCUUGGGGUGUGACGGGCGAUCUCGGAGACCUAGAUAAGCGAGAAGUCGACGGCAGGCGCAGCGAUGGGCCAGCCUUCUCCCGCUCUGCAGGCACGGGGCACGCGGAGGGCACCGUUGCGCUCUCUGGCUCCGGCUCGACAGGUAGCGGCGGCGGCGGCGGUUGUGGUACACGGGUCGAUUCGAGGAGCGGGGAGGUGGCGGCGAUUCCGACGGGACCCAGUGUAAGAUCAGAAGCGGUGACGGCAAUCACCCACCCUGUUGUGCGUUCGGUCGGGGCCGGAUUUCAGAACGGUGCCGCCGCUUGGGCAACGCCGAGUCAGAAUCGUGGCAGUAGCAGGAGCAGCAGCGUCGAGAUGGUGUACUUCACCGACGGGGCUGCCGCCAAGAAACGAACCAACUGGGCCGCCGGGGUGUGCGGUCGGGGGGAACUCUUGUCCUAUCCCGGGGAAGGAGGAGAGACAUUCAAGAAAGCGGUAGGAGCGGGGGGUGUCGACAACGACACCGCCCGGGGGGAGGAAGUCUCCACCGCCGGUGAGGGGGAUCCUGCGGCCGAACCAGCGGGGAGAGAAUCAGAAGGGCUUGCAGGGGAAGGUGUACCUGGUAAAGCGGCGGCGGCCGCGGAGGGAGAGAGUGGCCCGCCGCCUCAUCGCUCCCCGCGUCCGGCGGCUAAGGGGCCCAGACGGGCGACGACGUCGUCGACCAGCGCGCAGCAGCUGGUGUUCACGAGCGAGGAGGAAGAAAGCGGCGGGUCCUUGGCGGUCAGGAACAACGCCAGGGAUUCUACUCUUGCCACCGACCCGAGCCCCGUGAAGUUCUUGGCAACGCCGCCGCCUUCAGCUUCCGUGGCAGUCGAUCGGUGCGGCGAAGGCUCAUCCCUGGCGCCGAGCAAGGAGGCUGGUCCAGACGCGCGCUUGCGGGAACCUCCACCGUGUGAGCUGCGUGCGGGAGAUGGGGCAGGGGAGGCGUCGAAGGAUAAAGCCGGCAGAGGCGGCGGCGGGAACAAUGCUCCCGAUGGCAGACAGCGAGACGGCGGUGGAGUUGCGGCAGCGACAUCCUUGCCGCCGCGGGUACCGGCGGCGGCGGCAAGGACGGCGGUGGCAGACAAAGUCGACGGUCUUCCCGGACACUGCCUGUCCCGGCUCGGCCUCUCGACGGACGCGCACACCUCUGGAGCAGAUGUGACCGGAGCGGUCGUCUCAGCCACAGCGGGGGGUUCUAAGGCUGUGGGCAGAGACGGCGCGCCUUCUCCUCGUUGCGCUACGCGGGCCGGCAAGAGGAAGGCGCGACUACCACCGAAGGAGACGGGGGCAGCCUCCUCGGCGACUUCGGCCGCCGCUCCCGCCGCGGCUCCGGUGCCCGCCCGACCAUCGGCGGACGGUUGGUUCGCCAGCCGCCGAGUGGGAGCGGGGCACGGCAACGAUGACGACGACUCGCCGCCGACUCCUUGCAGCAGCAGCGUCGGGGCGGGGGGGACGGCGACGGAGAGUCCGGACCUCCUCCUCCUCGCAGCGUCCCGGUCUGCCGGUAGAUUAAGGGACCCCGCGAAAAUUGGCGGCGGUGCCGACCCCCUCCUAGGACCGUGCUCGCUAGGCGCGAGCGGGCGCCGGGCUAGCUAUAAAGGCGCCCACCGCGGGGGGGGGUCUGGGAGGGGCGAGGGGCGUGCGGCGGCCAUGUCGCGGUCCACGAGUGCCCCAUCUCGUAGCGGCGGAGGCGUUUCGGCGGCUUAUGGGGGCACCGCUGUUGAUGCUGGCGGGGUCCGCAGCAGCAACUGGGGGCCGUUGGAGGCGGCGAACAGCAGUGGCCGGCGGGAUGCAGCGAGGGGUGGGAGGAGGGCUGCGGGAUUAGUUGGUGACACGCUGAGACGAGGGCCUCGUUCGGGGAGGCGCGACUUGGCCGUGGAAGAUCCGGGUGGGUGUGAGACGAGUGCGGGAACUUUUCCUCUACGAGCCCUGGAGGUGAUAUCACCAGACGAAAUCGAAACAACGCCGCCCGUCCCAGCUCCCAAGAAGCGCCUCAAGGCUCGAAAACUGGCGGCAGUGGCCGCGGCGGCGACAGCGGCGGCGGAGGGUAAGCCGGCCGCUGGAAAGUCGACCCCACCGGCGAUACCGGACAACAGGGAGGAGGAGAGGGGCGGGGGCGAGGAGGACAGGCCGGGGGAAGCGGGCGAAAGAGGGCGGGGCGGCACACUGGAGGAAGACGAGGAGAGGGGGGAGGUGAUGGAGGGAGAGGGGCAAGGCAGCAUUUUUGAGGGCGACGGCAAGGAGGAGGAGGAGGAAUUGGCGGAGGAAGAGGGGCAGGGCGGCCAGGCGGAGAAACACGGGAAGGGGGACGAGGAGAGGGAGGAGGAGAAGGACGUAAAAGAGGAGGAGCAGGAACGCGAGGAGAGAGAAGACGAGGAGAAGGGGCAGGAACUCAUGAUGGAGAGAGCAGUGGAGAUGGAGGAGGAGGACGAGGAGGAGGAUCACACGAAGGGAGACGUGGCAGAGGAGGAGCAGGAAUGCGAGGAGAGAGAAGCGGAGGAGGACGAGGAGGAGGAGGAGAACGAGGAGGAGGAGGAGGAGGACGAGGAGGAGGAAGAAGAUGCCGAAUCUGCCACCCUUACGGACACAGACAUCGACACCGAGACGGAGACGGAAGAACCUGCAGCAGCCGCUUUCGCGCCCGCUGCCGAAGGCCAGCCUCGACCGCACGGGAGCCAGCAGCGCAGGGAGCAUCAACACGAUGUUGUGGCAGAGGGGGGCGGAGGUGCAGCAGCGCCGACAACGGCGUCGCCGACGGCCACUGAGGUGCCGGGGGCAGGUCUUGAGUCGGGUGGAAGAGGUGCAUCGGCUGCAAGGUUGGUUUCGGAGGGCAGCAGCUCGAUAGUGGGCGUCGGCCCCUCUGCUGCAGCUCUUGCGAGCACCCGUUCCCGAGGAGCUCUUCCCCGGCCGCCUGUACAGGCGAGAAAACGAAGAGGAACUAAGCUUCUCGCCCUGCUACAACGGGCCAAGAACACCGGGGCUCCGCUGGGGGGUAUCCUGCGUAAGCUGUCGGAGUUGCGAAGCCUGCAGUUUCGGCACGACCCUCGGCACAACCCCGGUGCCCGCAAGACGCAAGCCAGGGUCCCCGCCACCCCCCGGAUCGCAGCCGAGGAGGAGACGGCGUGGGUCCGGCAGAUGUUCUCCGAUCUGAGGAGGGGCGUGUCGGCCGGAGUCGGCGGUGAUAGCGAGGCGCCUUCUUUCCCUUCCACCUCGCGCGGCGGCGGCAGUGGCGGCAGCAGCGGUGGCGGUGGCGGUGGCGGUGGCGGUGGCGGUGGCGGUGACGGUGGCGGUGACAGUGGCGGUGGCGGUAGCGGUGGCGGUGACAGUGGCGGUGGCGGUAGCGGUGGCGGUGGCGGUGGCAGUGGCAGUGGCGGUAGUAUUGACGCGGGUUCGUCUGCGCCCGUUGGCGAGCGUCGCGGCCGGCUGAUACGCUCCGGCACCCCGGAGCUCCGCGAAGCCUCUAGCUCUACGCCGACCCCGGUAGAAGUGCCGGGUCCGUCGUUGGCACUCGGGCAGGGGAGGCGGCGGCGGCGGUCUGCGACGGUCGGUGGAGGGGACGCUACGUGUCUCCAACCCCCGGCCAAGCGCCGUGCCGGUGCCAAGACUUCUGCGGCGGCGACCCCCCCGGUCGGUCUAGGACCUGUUGCCGGCUUUACCGGUCCAGACUAUGGCGGUGGGAGCGGUGACGAUAGCGCCCAUCGCCCAGCCACAGCAGCACCAGCACCAGCAGGUGUUGCCGGGGCGACCGUGAAGGCGGUCAAGCCGGCCUUGGCAGAGGUCUACUUGUCGCCGGCGCGCGUGAAGUCGCCGAUCAGCGGUUGCUACGGAGCGGCGACGUCGUCGUCCUCCGGUCGACGCCAUCUCCACCACCUCCAGAGGGCAUCCACCGUUCCGUCUCCAACCCGCACCGUCACCCUCUCCUCCGCGAUCAGCGCCGAAACCGUGUCUGUCUGCGCUUCUGCAGGUGCGAUCAGCCCUACUAGCAGAGCUCGCGCUGCUGGUUCUCGGCGCUCUUCGUCGAUGGCGGUAGGAGCUAGCGGCGAUGGCGGAGGCGCCGUAUUCCCGGAAGCCAGGGAUUGUACCCGUGACCGCUGCCAAAAGGCAACCGCCGAUCAGCUGAACGACCCGGUCUUCCGCGGAAGGAUGAAGGUGAGAACAAGGGCCGCGAAUGCAGCAGCCGCCGCGGCAGCGAGCACCUGCGGCAACACCGUCAGUGGGAAUGGCGGUGGUUCCGCACUAACAGGCGCAAGGUGUCAACCCGACAGGAGAAUCCAUCAGGCCGGGUGGGUGGACGACGUCGGUCGAGGGCAGCAGGGGAAACGCGGCCGCGGCGGUGUCGAACAGCGCCAAGCAGCUGGGUUCAACGGGUGGAUGUCGUCUCGACGGCAGGAUUGGGGCCUGGAUGACGUCGGCCUCCCGGCCGCACAGUCCCGCGGCGCCGCAUCCUCGGCAUCUUCCCGGCGUCUUCCGCGCUCCAAAACUGCGCCUCCGCCUUCCAAGUCGGGAGGAGGAGCAGCAUCGCCACCGCCGCCACCGCUGCCACCCGCCUCUGCGGCUAGAGCGAAACCGACUGCGGAAUGUUUUACUGGUCCUUCGCUAGGAGGCAAGAGCGGCGGAGCGAGAGCAUCAGCGGCAAUCGGUUCCGCCCGCAGCAGGGGCACGAAGAGGGGGGCUGACGGUGGCAGUAGUGGCGGCGGCGGCGAUGGUGGCAGCGGUGGCGGGUGUGACGGCGGCACUAGGCCGCGGAGUGUUGGCGUCGGGCCGCGGUCGCACGCGAAAAAGAAGAGUCGAGGUAACAAGGAGGGCGUACGAGAGGAUGCAGGGGCUGUGGCAGCGGUACCGGCUGUGCCGGCUGCCCCGGCGGGUUCAGCGGACAGGACACGGGCUGACAAGACUUUGACGUCGUCGCCCUCUCCCGGGCCGCGGCAGAAGACCAGUGGGUCCGUUCGGUGCCGUGAGGUAUCGCACGAAGGAGGACGCGGAAUACCGGCAAAGAAGUGCUGCCGUCAGCAGCGCGCUACAAGCUCAGCAGCGGCGAUGGCGGUGUCACCCGUCACGUCUGCGGCACGCCAGCACCACCGAAGCCGCGGUCCUAGAGGAGAGAAGAUGCUCCGACAAGCAAGCGUCCAGGCGGCAGGCACCGCCGCCGCCGCUCCCACUCCCACCGCAGAGAAUGUUCGAGAUUCUCCCGCCGCGGCCGCGGCCGCCGCCGCCGGCAGAAGUGGGCCCUUGUUCGGGCUGAGCUUGGUGCUGGUAGGGCUCCCCGACGACGUCCACCGGGACGUCGAGCGCACGAUUGUCGCUGGCGGCGGCCGAGUCUUGGACGACAUGCCGCCGCCGAAAACACGGGGGGGGCUUGCGUUGCGACCACCCGCCGCCGGUGCAGAGGCUGCCGCGGCCGCGGCCGAUGCCUCUCGCCGGGGACGGAAGAGGGACAAAGUCACCACGGCGGCGGCGGCGGAGGAAAAAGAAGAUGUCGUGGUUGUCGUGUCCGUGCCGUCGGCGUUUCGAUUGCCGAGGUACGUGCUCGCCAUCGCAACGGGGACCCCGCUGCUCCACCACCUCUGGGUCAGCGACAGUGCGGCGGAAGCGCGGCCCCUGCCGGCCUCGCCGUACCUCCUGCCGGGGGCGCGGGAGGCUUCCAGGAGGCGGCAAGCCGCUUCUUCGGCCGGCGCCGCCGCUGUAGGCACGACGACGGCGACGGCAAAGGCCGGCGGCAGCCACAAGGUGUCGCGCGCGGCCCUGGCGAAAGCGGUCUCCAAGACGGGAACCCCGCUAUUGGGGAUGGCCAUCGGAGUCGCCCACCCGUCCCCGACGACGUGCGAGCGCUGGGCGCAGGUCCUCAGGGCUGCCGGGGCGCAGACGGUGCUGCGGAUCACCGGUGAUCCCCUCCUCCUUCUUCCCCCCCAGGAGAAGACCGCCGACUGGACGACAAGUAGUCCGUCGAGGGGCACCCGGUCCUGCAGCCGAGGGAGGAGGACGGCGGGGGCGUCGUCAUCGUCGUCGUCGUCGCUACAGGCGGGGCAGCUGGCGGGCCUUGACUGCGUGCUGUGCGAUUUUCCGGGCGCAUGGAACGGUUCAGGCGGCGGCGACGACACCGAGUGUCGUGCUGCCACCGGGCGGCGACCGGUAAGGGGCAACGGCGGCGUCCCCGCGAUCGCAGGCACCGCCACCAAGAAGGCCAAGUCUUCGCCGCCCCCUUUCUCUUCGCUUGGGCUCGUGUUUGAGGCCGCUAAGCUUGAGGGGGUGCCCGUGGUCGCGCUAUCCUGGGCGAUGGAUUGUGUGGUCCGGGGCACCCGAGUGAGGCAGCAGGCGCGCCCGGAGUACCUGACGCCGUUCCUGGAUGCUUCGGUGGCGGCAGGUCGGCCGUCCUCGCGGUCGCAGUCGCUCGCGGGGGGUACCGAUACCCGCUUACUUGUGGCCGUGUCGCGGAGCGGCACUCGCUAUGAGGUCGGCGACCACGUCUACUUUUCUGCGGCUGGAAGCGGGAGGGGCGGAGGCGGCUGUACCGGCGGCGGAGGAAGUGGCGUGCCUAGCGGCGGGGACGAACGGCGCCAGCAGCAAGCGGAGGUGGGGCGCAUCGUUCACCUGGAGCGAGCCGGGGGUAGCGGCGGCCGAGUGUUCGCGACGAUCGAGCCGCUGCAGAUACCCGACAACAAGCGCGCGGUUGUUUCGUCCCUCGGUGACAGCGGCGGCAGGGCCGCCGGCGGCGGGAGCGGCGCAUUGGGCAGAAGCUUUCUGCAAGUCGUCGUUCGCGGGGGUGGUGGUUAUUUCGCGAGCCCGUCGGCGGACAGCUCCGUCUCCAGGGGCAGGGCGAGGCGCGCGAGAGAGCUCAAGAAGGUCGUGCUCGCGGAGAAGAAAGGAAGCACAGCCGCCGGCGCUGGUACGCGCACCCCCGGCAGCCAGAACUGGCAGAAGGUGGAGGUUUCCGACGCGUUCCUGCUGGGAAGGGUGUCGGUGCUCUCGGCGCGGGAGUUCAACUCACGGCGGGGGUACUGCGGCCGGGACCCAGACGUGUACGUCCAGCAGCAGCGGGUGCCCACGGCCCGGGGUCCCCCCACCUUGCGGACGGGAAAGUAA